UUGUUGGUGUUGUUGCGAAACGAGACGCAUUCAUAAGUAUUUUGCUAUUCGAUUUCUGCAGCAUAAGCAACAUCGGUCCUAUGUUUGUCAAGCGAACGUGUCAAAGUUUUUCCAGCCGCAAAUCGAUUUUUGCCGUAACAGCUGUUCUAAAUCGACCUAGCGGCAAUUCUUGCAGGAGCACUUUGUUUGGAUAUCGAUUUGUAUCAUCUGCCCCAAAACCCAAAAUGACGUUGUCGGUUCAACCAAAAGUGGAUGAAAUAAAGCCAAUAAUGCGCAUAAACAAUAUUGAAAAAUCUCAGCAGGACACUCGCGACUAUCGUGGACUACAAUUGGAAAAUGGUCUCAAGGUAUUACUUGUUUCUGAUCCAACAACUGAUGUGUCUGCUGCUGCACUUUCUGUGCAGGUUGGUCACAUGUCAGACCCGGAAAACCUUCCUGGCUUGGCGCACUUUUGUGAGCACAUGCUCUUUCUGGGAACCGAGAAAUAUCCACACGAGAAUGGCUACACCACAUACCUAUCGCAGAGCGGCGGCAGCAGCAAUGCUGCUACGUAUCCUCUGAUGACCAAGUAUCAUUUCCAUGUUGCCCCAGACAAAUUGGAUGGUGCUCUGGACCGUUUUGCGCAGUUCUUUAUUGCCCCGCUAUUUACAUCCAGCGCCACUGAGCGGGAAAUCAAUGCGGUUAAUUCGGAGCAUGAAAAGAACUUAUCGAGCGAUUUGUGGCGCAUUAAGCAAGUGCAGCGUCACCUGGCCAAGUCGGACCAUGCAUUCAGCAAAUUUGGCAGCGGGAACAAGGCCACGCUCUCCGAGAUACCCAAGUCGAAGGGUAUCGACGUGCGCGAGGAGCUGCUGAAGUUUCACAAAGAUUGGUACUCAGCUAACAUCAUGUGCCUUGCGGUUAUAGGAAAAGAAUCAUUGGACAAACUGGAGGAUAUGGUGAUUGAAAAGUUCUCGGAAAUAGAAAAUAAGGACGUACAGGUGCCAGAAUGGCCACGACAUCCCUACGCAGAUGAACAGUAUGGUCAGAAGGUUAAGAUAGUGCCCAUUAAGGAUGUACGCUCCCUAACAAUCAGCUUUACGACGGAUGAUAUGACACAGUACUACAAAUCAGGACCUGACAAUUAUUUAACCCAUCUCAUCGGACAUGAAGGCAAGGGCAGUAUUUUGUCAGAAUUGCGAAGACUUGGAUGGUGUAAUGAUCUCGUUGCCGGACACCAGAACACACAGAACGGUUUUGGUUUCUUUGAUAUUGUCGUGGAUCUGACGCAGGAAGGCUUGGAACAUGUAGAUGAUAUUGUGAAUAUAAUAUUCCAGUAUUUACGAAUGCUGCGUCAGGAGGGACCUAAGAAAUGGAUCUUUGAUGAAUGUGUCAAGCUCAACGAAAUGCGUUUCCGUUUUAAGGAAAAGGAACAGCCAGAGAACUUGGUCACCCAUACAGUGUCGUCCAUGCAGAUAUUUCCACUGGAAGAAGUGCUCAUUGCACCAUACCUGAGUAAUGAAUGGCGUCCCGAAUUGAUCUGCAAACUAUUAGAUGAACUGGUGCCCUCAAAAAGUCGAAUCUCUCUAGUUAGUCAGAGCUAUGAUCAGUCCGUCAAUCAAGUAGAACCGUAUUAUAAAACUAAAUAUGGUUUGGAGCGUAUACCCACGAACACAUUGCAGAGUUGGGAAAGCUGCGAUUCAAAUGAGAACCUGAAAUUGUCACUGCCAAACAGUUUUAUACCGAACAACUUUGACAUCGCAGAGGUUCCCAGUGAUGCACCCAAACAUCCCGUAAUUAUUAUGGAUACGCCCAUUCUACGGGUGUGGCACAAGCAAGACAAUCAAUUUAACAAACCAAAAGCUUGCAUGACCUUCGACAUGUCAAAUCCAAUAGCCUAUUUGGAUCCCCUAAACUGCAAUUUAAACCACAUGAUGAUCAUGCUCCUUAAGGAUCAGCUCAACGAAUAUUUGUAUGAUGCGGAGCUGGCUAGUCUGAAGCUCAGCGUUAUCACCAAACCAUGUGGCAUCGAUUUUACUAUACGUGGCUUUAAUGACAAGCAAGUGGUUCUUCUCGAGAAGUUGUUGGAUCACUUGUUUGACUUCAGCAUAGACGAGAAGCGAUUUGACAUACUGAAGGAGGAAUACAUACGAUCAUUAAAGAACUUUAACGCUGAACAGCCCUAUCAACAUUCCAUCUAUUAUCUGGCCCUGCUGCUCACUGAGAAUGCCUGGGCCAACGUUGAGCUGUUGGAUGCUAUGGAACUUGUUUCCUAUGAUCGCGUGCUUAACUUUGCCAAGGAGUUUUUCCAGCGACUGCAUACAGAGUGCUUCAUCUUCGGCAAUGUAACCAAGCAACAGGCGGCUGACAUCGCAGGAAGAGUCAAUAAGCGACUCGAGGAAACAAAUGCCACCAAAUUGCCAAUUUUGGCACGACAAAUGCUUAAAAAGCGCGAGUACAAACUGUUACCUGGCGAUAGCUAUCUGUUUGAGAAGGAGAACGAGUAUCAUAUGAGCUCCUGCACCCAGCUCUAUAUGCAAUGUGGCGCACAAACAGAUCACACGAAUAUUAUGGUCAAUUUGGUGUCCCAGGUGCUGUCAGAGCCUUGCUAUGAUUGCCUGCGCACAAAGGAGCAACUGGGCUACAUUGUCUUCAGUGGAGUUCGUAAAGUGAAUGGAUCCAAUGGCAUUCGCAUCAUUGUGCAGUCGGCAAAGCAUCCCUCAUUUGUCGAAGAUCGCAUCGAGAAUUUCCUGCAGACUUAUUUGCAAGUAAUUGAGGACAUGCCGCUGGAUGAGUUCGAGCGCCACAAAGAGGCUUUAAUUGUUAAGAAAUUGGAGAAACCCAAGAAUAUAUUCCAGCAAUUUAGUCAGUUCUAUGGUGAAAUUGCCAUGCAAACUUAUCACUUUGAGCGCGAAGAGGCUGAAGUCGCAAUACUCCGCAAAAUAUCGAAAUCCGAUUUUGUUGAUUACUUCAAGAAAUUCAUAGCAAAGGAUGGCGAUGAACGCAGAGUUUUAUCCGUGCAUAUUGUAUCGACACUUAAGGAUUCAAAUGCCACAGCCACAACCACUGAGGACGAUGUCAGCGAGGUGACGAACAUGGAGCGACAUAAGAAAAUCAGUGAUAUAGUUGCAUUCAAAUCCUGCAAAGAAUUGUAUCCCAUCGCAAUGCCCUUCCUGGACAUCAAGGCCAAGGGAGCCCGCAGCAAGCUAUAAUCGGCUGUAUUUUCGCUGUACUUUUAGCUGUCCCUUUUUGGGUUGAAGAAUGCCUGUUACGUGGUUUUGGUUGCUUUCUUUAAUUUUAUUAAUAACAAUUGAUUAUUGAACCCUUCACAAAUAUAAUAUAACUUGUAUUAGAAGCGAGUUGUGCCUCACAUAA
Messenger RNA from Drosophila innubila, 3351 nucleotides. RefSeq names its product insulin-degrading enzyme (gene Ide). Gene Ontology annotation, biological process: peptide catabolic process. The coding region runs from base 81 to 3188 and encodes 1035 amino acids. The transcript has 15 exons. The record is from RefSeq and is a predicted model, not a curated record. NCBI's taxonomy places the organism in Eukaryota, Metazoa, Arthropoda, Insecta, Diptera, Drosophilidae. Gene Ontology annotation, molecular function: metalloendopeptidase activity; metal ion binding. Gene Ontology annotation, cellular component: cytosol; mitochondrion.